AUGAACUCCAGUUGGCUGUCGACGCAUUCAGGAGGGCAUUGGGCUAAACGAAUGUGCAAGGCUACUUUAAAGCGACAUAUUGAAAAUAAGAACAAAAUAGCUAAUGCCGGCACUAAGAAAUUUGGCAAAGGCACAAUUUUGCUAAAAGACAUAGAAGAGGAACUUGUGAAGCAUAUAAUAAAAUUGGAGGAGAUGAUGUUUGGCUUGACCAUAACGGAUAUAAGAAAACUUGCGUUUGAAAUCGCAGCAAAAAAUAAUAUCGCACAUAAGUUCAGUAUGCAAAAGAGUCUUGCGGGUAAAAAAUGGUACUAUGCAUUCAUGCGGCGUCAUCCAACUUUGACCUUAAGGCAGCCCGAAUCAACGUCGAUAGCCAGAGCCAGAGGUUUCAACAGGCAAAAUCUUUAUCACUUUUUUGAUAUACUCGAAAGGAUCAAUGCCGAAAAUAAAUUAGACGCCACCAGAAUCUACAACGUCGAUGAGAGUGGCUUCUCAACAGUACAAAAGAAAUCGCAGAAAAUAAUUGGACUAAAGGGAAAGAAGCAAAUAGGGGCGAUUGCAAGUGGGGAACGUGGUGUGAAUACCACAAUGGUUUGCUGUGUCAGUGCAGCGGGUCAAUUCAUUCCACCUAUGCUGAUUUUCAAGCGUAUGAGAAUGUCUCCUGAGCUCAAAGUAGGUGCACCUCCUGGCAGUUUAGUCGAAAUAUCUGAAAGCGGUUAUAUAAAUUCCGAACUUUUUUGUAAAUGGCUGCAACAUUUCAUCAGUGUGGUGAAGCCAAAUAAAGAGAUGAAGGUUCUUCUGUUACUGGACGGCCAUUCCACUCACAGUAAAAAUCUAGACGCGUUGAUGCUAGCGCGUGAAAAUGGAGUAAUUUUACUUCAACUACCUGGACACACGACACAUCGGCUCCAACCGCUCGAUGUUUCUUUUUUUAAGCCAAUGGAAACUUAUUACACCCAGGCGAUGGAACGUUGGUUAAGAACCAACCCUGGAAUGAAAGUAACACAGUUCCAGGUAUCGGAACUGCUCUCUGAAGCUUAUGGUAAAGCAGCGUGUAUUCAGACCGCUGUAAAUGGAUUUAAAGCAGCUGGAAUUUGGCCUAUUGAUAGGGGUGUUUUUGCCGACCACCAGUUUGCUGCAGCAGAUAAUCUUUGUCAAGAAGAUCAACCAAUGGAGGAUGCAGAAAUCAAUGGUGAUGGGAGCGAAGAAAAUCGAGAAGACAAUCCACUUGAAACCUUAAUAAAUGAAAGAAGAGCAAGGGCGAAUAAGGCGAAAAGAAAUUUAGGAUGCAGCAUGCAAGGAAGCUUUAUUGACCAGGGACCCUCUACAUCAGGCACUAAUCGGAACGCAACCAACGAUGAAGUGAAGAAGUCGUCGUUAAAUGUGUCUAUCGAAGAACUCUCUCCAGUUCCAGUUCCCACCAAAACUCAAAGGUUGUCGAAAGGAGCUCAAAAGGCAGAAGAAUUAACCAGUACCCCUUACAAGGACAACUUGAUUGUUGUUAAGGAGAAAACGGCAAGAAGGAAAGGAAAACAACAAAAACCAAAAAACAAUAAAAAAACAAAGCAAGAAAACCUCUUGGUUCUGUCCUUUGUGCAAGGCAAAUGA
Anoplophora glabripennis (Asian longhorned beetle) is the source of this 1605-nucleotide messenger RNA. RefSeq lists its product as uncharacterized. The record is from RefSeq and is a predicted model, not a curated record. Gene Ontology annotation, cellular component: nucleus. The transcript has a single exon. Bases 1 to 1605 code for a protein of 534 amino acids. Gene Ontology annotation, molecular function: DNA binding. Lineage: Eukaryota; Metazoa; Arthropoda; Insecta; Coleoptera; Cerambycidae.